Molecule: messenger RNA, 1535 nt
Organism: Aspergillus eucalypticola CBS 122712
Lineage: Eukaryota; Fungi; Ascomycota; Eurotiomycetes; Eurotiales; Aspergillaceae
Gene: swc5
Product: putative Swr1p complex component (Swc5)
Exons: 3
Coding region: 20-1036 (338 amino acids)
Source: RefSeq, a predicted model, not a curated record
AUCACAGUUAUCUAUCAGAAUGCCACCAGACAUGGGUUCUCCCGCCGCCGAGCUUGAUCUGGAUGACGAGCAGUAUGACUCCGCUGAAGACGAGGACUUCCAGCUCGACGCAGCCCAAGAUGACGCGGACUCGGGCAUGUCCGAUUCCGACGAAGAGGAGGCCGCCGACGAGACAGCGCCCAAGCGACGAAAGAAGGAUACUAAGGAUGCUAAAACAGCAGCCGACGAUGAUGAACUGGCGUCUGGGGAUGAGGCGAUGAUUCAGAAGGCAAAGAAUAAGAAGAGGAAGAAGGGGGAUGAGGACGUGGAUGUGGAUCUUGAUGAUGACGAGGAAGGGGGAACAGGAGGUUUCGUGCGGACGCGCGCGAUGAAGAUGCGAAUUGGAGAAGAGCGCAAACCGCUCGCGAAGAUCGACGGCGCUACGGUUGAUGUGGAUGCGUUAUGGGCGAAGAUGAACGCUCCAGACUCGGGAGUAGAUGGUUCUUCGGCACAGGAUGAGAGCAAAGAUGCGACGCCUGCGGCUGGACAGAACGACGGAAAAGCGGCAGGUGGUGACGAUGCGACUCCCUCCGCACAGGAACCCCAGACGAACUAUACCGAAGAAAUGGUGAAGAUUAAGCGCACAUACAAGUUUGCCGGAGAAAUGAUUACGGAAGAGAAGAUUGUGCCGAAGGAUUCAGCGGAGGCUAAGCUAUUCCUGGCGGGCGACAAGGACGCGGAGACCGUAACUGCUGCAGAUGUCGACCACGCCGCGAACGCCAAAGACGCCCUCAAACUGCGCAGACCCCUUCGACGACCCUCCCGCUUCGACCCGAAUCCGACCGGCACGAUCAAGAAGAGCUGGGAGAAACAGCCCGUUACGGAGGCGACGGCUGGGCAGGAAAACGCCCGGGGACCGAAGAUCAACACGGUCGAGAAAUCGCGUCUGGACUGGGCUGCGUACGUGGACCAGGCUGGAAUCAAGGACGAGCUCAACGUGCACAGCAAAGCGAAGGAGGACGAGGAGAGAAGAAAUGCUCGUCUGAAGGGGCUCUGAACUGCUUUGGUUUCAGUUUCCUCUUUUCCUUUGGCUUCUCGACUGCCUCUCGGCCCUGGCAUAUUCCCUGUCCGAAUCUCCUCCCAUGCAGGGGCGGAGCAACGCUAGAAUCUUCAGCAUUGGAUCCACUGUCCCAGGCCACGACUUUUUUAUAUGGGCACGUUUCCCAGUCUGCAAGCCGGGCUGGCUACAUGCCGCAAUCCGCACGGAAGACCGAUGCGGUGUAUAUUAGCUAUCAUCCAUAGCCGGAGGUAGUGCCAGACACGUGCCUCCGGCUCGAUCCACCGGGCUCAACUCAUCUCCGCACUACGCGGUUCGCUUACGCGGAGGGAUGCCACUGGUUGGAUGGGCGUAUAUUGCCUAUGCAUCGCACUAGCAUGACUGGCGUAAGUGCCAGCCAGGGCGAUGUUAUGACUUAUGACAUGUGAAUUUGGGAAUGUAUGAUAUUGUUAGGAUGGUAAUCCUUCUUGAUCCAAUAGAAUGACAUUGGUUGCACACG